AUGGCCCAGAAUGGCGAGCCAGUCAUGCGAAGAAAGCUUGUCAUCAUAGGCGAUGGUGCUUGCGGCAAAACGUCGUUGUUGAGCGUCUUCACACUGGGAUACUUUCCUACGCGCUAUGUCCCCACGGUUUUUGAAAACUAUGUCACGGACUGCAGGGUGGACGGCAAAUCCGUGCAACUGGCAUUGUGGGAUACUGCAGGGCAGGAGGAUUAUGAACGCCUAAGGCCACUCGCAUAUUCCAAAGCCCAUGUGAUACUGAUUGGCUUUUCCGUCGACUCGCCCGACUCCCUGGAAAACGUCAAGCACAAGUGGGCGGAAGAGGCGCGUGAGCGAUGUCCCGGAGUGCCCAUUAUUCUCGUCGGCUUGAAGAAAGAUCUCCGCGAUGACCCUCUUGCUCAAGAAGAGAUGCGGAAGAAGAGUCUCAAGUUCACCACGCCGAAGGCCGGCAACGAUAUGAAGGAGAUGAUUGGCGCACGAAAAUAUCUCGAAUGCUCGUCCCUGACAGGCGAGGGGGUCGACGAUGUUUUCGAGGCUGCCACUCGCGCAGCUCUGCUCUCCGUGGACAAGAAGGAGAACGGCGGUUGCUGCGUGAUUCUGUAA
Molecule: messenger RNA, 600 nt
Organism: Westerdykella ornata
Lineage: Eukaryota; Fungi; Ascomycota; Dothideomycetes; Pleosporales; Sporormiaceae
Exons: 3
Coding region: 1-600 (199 amino acids)
Biological process (GO): small GTPase-mediated signal transduction
Molecular function (GO): GTP binding; GTPase activity
Source: RefSeq, a predicted model, not a curated record